CCCGGCUCGCGUACAUGAGCAAUUCUGUCUGUGAACUUGAGUUUGGCCUAUAGCGCGGGCUACGUCAAUUCUGUCUGCUAUCGAACUCAACGUGUCCGGAACAGGCCGUGGAAUAGGAAACAUAAUAUAUUCAUGCAUUUAUGUGAUUUGGGUUUCUUAUGCAUGUAGAACAGUUUCAAAAUACGCGGUGAAUCAACAAUGGCUUCGACAUCAAUUUCGUCGGAGGAGGAGGCGUGGGAGAACGUGAGGGAGGUCGUGGGUAAAGGUGAUCAGGCCACAAUCAACCAAGGCUACACGAAGUGGAACGAUUACGAAAAGGAUAUGGCAGCUUUAUCCUACCAAGCCCCUACAGAAGCAGCUAAUAGAGUGAUGUCAUGGGUUCCUGAUAAAGGAUCAAGGAUUCUCGACUUCGGGUGUGGCACGGGACUGGUGGCUGAUCUGCUACAUGACAAUGGCUACACAAAUAUGCACGGCGUUGAUCCUGUCGAGAAGAUGAUUGAGACAUGUACCAAGAAAGGAACGUAUACCUCAGCAACGGUUUUGGAAAUUGACCCCGUUACCAAAAUUCCUUUCCAAAAUGGUGAGUUAUUAUAACUGGACCCAAUAAUCGAACCGUAAAGAUGCAAACUUUUGGUAUUUUAAUUUUGUAUUGAGUUAAACUCCUUUGUUCGCCAUAGACUUGUAUUCUACUGUAUUUGUUACACGUGGUGCAUGGGGUCCAUGGGCCACACAUCUAUACAAUCACUACUAGAUUAUGAUUUUCACGUUCUGUACACGUUUAAUUCAAAGUGGGGGUUAGACCUCCCCCCCCCCCCGCCCAUCUGUUCCUUAUAUAGUCCCGUACUCUUUCUGAUAAAGACAUAUUAACGUAUAGGCGUGGGCCUACAGGUGGCAAGUCUGUCCUUGUGAAAAUUGAAAAAGACAGAGACCAAGCCAGCCCCCCCCCCAUCCCACUUCUUUUUUUUUAAAGUUCCCUGGCCCCAUAUACUUUCCAAAGAGGGUGUAAAGAAUUAUCCCUUUAAAAAGGAAUAUUUUCUCAGUGGAACACCACAAACGCAACGUCAAAUAUAAUGCGACACAUACCUAGCGCUGCUGCACGAUUUCAUAAUCUAAAAAAAACGAAGUUGUCGAUACGUCCUAGACAUAUAUAAUCAUUUUCUAAAAAUGUUCAUUAUUUUCAAAUGACGUCACAGCGUGAAGGUUUUCCGAUGUAAAGGGGUCACUACGUUCGGAGGGGGGGAUAAAUUCGGUCGCUUGUAUCACCCCCAACAUGCUACCUCUGGGCACACGGGGUGCCUGGUAUGCUAUACAAAUAAAAAUCCAAAUAUCGUCAAUGACCCAAACAAUGUUCGAUCCGAUAACAAAAGAAUCCGUCCACAGGAGAACCCUAAAAAUACACUAUAUUGCACUCUCAGAUAUGAAGAGAAUUUCUGUCAUAAAAUCAUACAGGCGCUCUCUGUAUACAUGUACCACUAACACACGUUCUCGCAGUGCCGCGUGGUUUAGGGAUAUUAAUCAUUCAUUUCUUCGUGGUGUCUAAUUAUUAUAUUCAACAAUAUUGUAUGCUGAUCGACUGAUUAAGAUGGUGAUCAAGGUGUAUGUUGAUCUAGGCUCACAGCCUUGCCGGUCGCUAGUCGUGUUUCUGAAACAUUCAACCAUUCCGCACGAAAUCGUCGAGAUUGAUAUUGGAAAAGGAGACCAGAAGAAACCAGAGUUUGCCGCCAUUAAUCCAAUGAUGCGAGUACCGGCAAUGCAAGAUGGCGAUUUCUGCCUUUCGGAAGCAAUUGCUAUAUUCCGAUACCUGACGACGAAGUUCCCAAAAGCAUUCCCCGAUCAUUGGUAUCCAGCCGAUCUCUGUCGCCGUGCCAAGGUAGACGAAUACCUAUCCUAUCAUCACCAAGGCGUAAGACAACCAAUCGAUGCAGUCUUUAUGACAGAGGUUUUGACGCCGAUGUUCACCGGACAACCAGUUUCCCCAGAGAAGAUGAAAGACGAGGAGAAAGUAAUGAGAAAUGCUUUGGCAGACUUUGAGAGAGUUUUCCUUGCCGGUAAACCCUUCAUCAUUGGGGGUGAAGUCAGCUUCGCCGAUAUCAUGUUCGUAAGCGAGAUGAUACAGAACACAGUGAGUGGACGUCACGUGACCGAGGGCAAUGAGAACCUGAAGGCCUACGUGGAUCGCGUCACUGACAAACUCAAUCCCAUCUUCAACGAAGUCUUCGAUGAAAUCUUCAAAUGGAGGGAACAAUACCUCAGCAACAAGAAAUGAUUUUACAGUGGCAAGCGAAUCGAGUGACGAUUAUCAACCGAAUUCUAGUUAUGAAUAUGUUCAUAUGAUAAUAAUUUUGACGUCUUUUUUGCCAAAUUUUAUGCAUCGACAUUCACGGGGUUGGUACAAUAUCGUUUUGAUUUAAACAUGUUAAAUGCGUUUUGAAUAAAAUUUAGUACACAUAUUCAUGUUUUUUUUAAUUUAUUGACGACCAUAUUUUUGGAAGUGUAAGCUAGAAGAACAUUGCAAAUACUUGAUUAACUAACAAGCAGGAUAGCUCGUGGUGUACAGAUAUUACAUUGGUCUAAAUCUAAUUUAAUUAAAAAUUCAAACCCCAGGUAUAUACUCUUGAUUCAAGAGUAUAUACCUGGGGUUUGAAUUUUUCUUGAAAGAAAUACUCAGUAUUAUGUGUCAAAGAGUACAUAAUGUUACCCACUUAUGAGAGAAGUAUAUCUCGCCACAAAAUAAAGACAUAAUGUGUGUGUGGGGGGCACAUUUUUUACAGUUUCAAUCUUUUCGUUGUAUAGUAGAUAUAUGAUAUUUAGUUUGUAUUAAUAAACUUAUAUAGUCUUUCAAACAAAUGUUUACUGUUUUAAUGUGUUGGAUAUAAGUUGGAUAUAAGUACUAGUAUAUUGUAGCCUAAUAAUGUUAUUAGCAUGAUCAGUAAUAGUGGUAUCAGUUAUAGCUACACUCUAAAAAAAAAGGUUUACCCAACAUUUGCUAAAACGGAAACAUGCAUGUUGGUCGGGUAAAAAGAUAUAUAUAUAUUGUAAAUUUUACGCAAUGUUGCGUUAAAAUAGCCCAAUAUGGGGUAAAAAUAAUAUCCAGCAAACAUGCAUGUUCCCUUUUUACCCAAUACUGGGUAAAAUUUUACUCAGUGUUUUUAGAGUGCAUAUAACGUGGUGUUUGGAGAAGUGUUGGCGACGCAAUGAAGGUGUGAUGAUGAUGGCAAUGACGAUGAUUAUGAUAAUGACGAUGAUGAUGACGACGACGAUGAUAAUGAUGAUUAUGAGGCUGAUGAUGAUAUUUUAAUGUCUCCCCUGCUCUCUGAUUUAAACCAACGAAUUUUUUUUUUUUUCGAAUUCGAAGAUUUAUUUAUGGGCUGUAUGUUUUUAUCAAAUCCAGAAUUAUUAUUGCAAGCUCUUUAAUUUCAAAGUAUAACAAAGAAAAAUAUUUAAAUUUACAUCAGUUUCUAUCAUAAAGCUAAAUAAUAAAGAGGAAAUAUAUAUCAACAAAGUUGGCGUCGAUGCCACUUUUGGUAAUAAUAAUAAAGCGCUUUUUGCCAGAGGAUACAAAGCGCUGCUAUUAUUACACCGGCUUUAGCUCGAGCUACCAUCACCAUAACAUAUUUUGAUAGGUUUCUAAGCAGUUUAAUAAUAGAUGUAAUCGUUUCAUUCGAUAUACAAACAUACAAAUUUUGAUUGAUUAAUAGUUGUAGAUUGAAAUGUGCUACUUUUUUAAUAUUCAUGAACAGACAAGUUUGUGGAAGGAUAUUGCCUUGAUAUUGUUAAGCACGGCAUCAAGAAAAAGAAAAUGUUAAUGAUUUUUGUCAAAAUAAACAUUGACGCAUGAGCAUAACUUUGUCUGAAUGUGAGCGUAUGUAUAUGUUCUUUAAUCAACUAUUCAAGUUUCCCUUCCUGCAAUGUUUUUUUUUUUAUGUUUUUUUAAUUGAUUUAACCAGGAAGGCAAGUGGAGACCACCUCCCUUAUGUUUUUUAAGUAAUGAAAAGCCAACUCCCCCCC
Molecule: messenger RNA, 4008 nt
Organism: Lytechinus pictus (painted urchin)
Lineage: Eukaryota; Metazoa; Echinodermata; Echinoidea; Temnopleuroida; Toxopneustidae
Product: glutathione S-transferase theta-1-like
Exons: 7
Coding region: 1583-2266 (227 amino acids)
Biological process (GO): glutathione metabolic process
Cellular component (GO): cytoplasm
Molecular function (GO): glutathione transferase activity
Source: RefSeq, a predicted model, not a curated record